This is a messenger RNA of Pseudomyrmex gracilis, 19813 nucleotides long. RefSeq names its product microtubule-associated protein futsch. Gene Ontology annotation, biological process: axonogenesis; regulation of microtubule depolymerization; microtubule cytoskeleton organization. Lineage: Eukaryota; Metazoa; Arthropoda; Insecta; Hymenoptera; Formicidae. Bases 938 to 17845 code for a protein of 5635 amino acids. Gene Ontology annotation, molecular function: microtubule binding; actin binding. The transcript has 9 exons. Gene Ontology annotation, cellular component: cytosol; microtubule associated complex; dendrite. The record is from RefSeq and is a predicted model, not a curated record.
GCGAGUGUUGCUGCCGAGCUUUGAUAAUCGAGGGGUCGCCAAAUAGGCUAACUGUGAGAAAUCGUCAUCGUUAUCCGUGAAUCAUCAUCACACCGUUGCCCGCCGUUGUCGUCGUCGGUCGCAACAAGAAAACCUCGUCAUAGUUAGAAAAGGAUUUCGUGCUUCAUUUAACCCUAAACAUCGACGGGGAAGUCUCCGCAUCAGAGAGGAGACAACGGAACGUCGUCGUUCACCGUCGGAGGCCGUAGAUCUCUCUACGCCGGGGGUCUCUCUCUCUCUCCCUCGCUCGCUCGCAACCCUUACCGUCUUCAGAACACCCGGCGUCGUUCGCUUGCAGUACUUGCUCCGGUACACAUACAUACAUACUUGCACACAUACUUGACACGUAUUUAUUCGCACGUACGUCACUCCUUAUGAGCAAUCACUCCACUUCCUUCCUCUCUUGUUGUUCCGUCCGCGACUGUCAUUCCUGUUCUAUUUUUCAUCUGUCAUCCGUUACUCCGUCUCGCACGCCGUAUUUUAUCUCUCGCGCGCUUUAAUCUCAACCUCGCUUUAAUCUCAUCCGUUCUCAAUCACUUCGGUCUUCUGCGUGUCGCAUAGUGCGUCUCGCGGCGGGCAAAGAGAACGAGGUGGAAGACUCUCGCCGGGUCUCACAAAGUGAGAGCGGACGAAGGCUGCAAAGAGGCAACGGAGACGAGCCGUUUCCGACGUACAGAGAGCAGACAACUCGCCUCCCCUCCGAGAAAGAGUGAGAGAGAGAGAGAGAGAGAGAGAGAGAGAAAAAGACGUCACCGCGGCAAUCAAGAGCGACGUCAUCGUUCGCCCGUCAGCGACGACUCUUCAGGAUAUCCGAAAACGUGGAAUUCGCUCGUCGGGAAUUCCUUCCUCAAUUCGGGACAUUCGGAAUAUUGCUGGAGAACGUAACGAGUAAUCAGCAAUGAGUACCACGGACCCCACUGGGGAGGGUGGAGGAGGAGGAGGAGGUAGUGGAGGAGAAGAGGGUGCUACACCGACAAAUGUCGAACAGAGCGCAUCUUCGAACACCGGCGGUAACGUGCAGGUGCAAGCAACCACUCAGCAACAGCAGCAGCAGCAACAGCAGCAACACCCACCGCCGUCACCUCUGAGUGGCUGCUAUCUUCUUGUGGUGCUUCCUGAGCCUCAUACCGCACAACACAAGGACCUCAUCCUGAACCGUCUCGCGAAAGGUUUCCUAUCAUGGGACAAGGACAGUUGUCACGUAGAUUUGGAGAAAGAAUUGUUGGCCUUAGUAGCACAAGCCCCCGAAGGCGAAGAAGCCAGAAAUGGCGAAAGAUUGAUCCAAUAUGCCACCGAGAAUCUCGUAACGGAAGUUCUCAUUCAUCCGCAGACGAAUACGUUGUUACAAUGUAUUCGCAAUCUUCUUGCAAGCUUCACGAAACAUCGGCACAUCAUACACGCUGGAUACACAUUCGGUGGCAAUGGUUCCUGGAUAUUGCAGGAUGGAACCUUCAGUCUCGCAGACUUUCUGGAUGCAUUCAGUGAACAUGAAGUGCAAAGAGUCCUUCGUGCCUAUGAGAAUAGCGUAACCGUAGAUAUACAUUGCGCGGGUGUUGGUGAUUGGACAACAAAUCGUUUGUCAAAAGAGAUUUGUUGCAGAUCUUGCAGAGUCAGAGUAAAUCCUGACGAUGUUCUCACAGCCGGUGUACCGGCCAUCACGAGCUUUACGAAUUACAUCGGACAGUAUCUUGUGCCGCAAACACUGGACCAGCUCAUGGAACCGUCCGACGUUGUUGGAAACAUUAGAUUUAGCCAUCCGACUUUAUAUGUCUUCCCCGGUGGGCAAGGUGACGCCGCACUUUUUGGUAUAAACGGCUUUAACAUGCUCGUCGACGGCGGCUUCGCCAGAAAAGCCUGCUUUUGGGAUUUCACCAGGCAUCUGGAUCGAUUGGAUGCUGUUCUAGUCACUAGGAUAAAUAAUAGCAACAUCGGCGGCAUGUUCAGUGUUCUUCGCAAGAAGAAGGAGAUGCAUGUCUAUCCUCAGAUCGGCCAUUUCUUCUGUAACUUAGUUGAAAGAAGACAAUCAAAUUCACCUGACGGCGAUAAGGACAUCGAUCCCCUCAUUGUUAAUCUCGUCGACAUUGGUCAAGAGAUGGUACUGAAUCUUCGGCACAUCAACCUCCGUGCUCAUCCUUGCUACAGGGAUCCUGAUCCAAUCAACCUCUAUCACAAAGUUGGCCACGGCACGUUGGAUAUGUACGUUCUUAGUCCGAACAAAGACAGCCGCGAAGUGCGCGAGUUUCUAGCAAAGUGGCACGCAUCAGACUCAAAGCUGUUUGCUGGAUCUCACAAGAAAGAUUCAAAUAAUCUCACAUUCCCGAUUCAAAACCUUGUAUCGAUAUGCGCGCUUCUGGUGUGGCAGCCAGCCAACCCUGAGGACAAUAUCACGCGAAUUCUUUUCCCCGGCAGCACCCCGCAGCAUAAAAUUUUCGAAGGCUUCGACCGACUGAAACAUUUGGACUUCCUAAAACAUCCGGUAUGUUCUGCGAAGACACUGUCGCCAUCAGUGUCUUUAGCAACGCUCAGAGAUAAACCAGCCAAACAGAAACCCUUCAUCGAAAAGGAGCCAAAGAGAAUUUCAGAACCGAAGAAAGAGAAAAGAGAGCCGUCAGAAUCAAAGGCUGUUCCUGUUAAGGCUGCAGAGGACGUUCCUAAAAUCACUCCUCAGUCAACGCCGAUUAUUCCUCCAAGCAAACCCAAAGCCGAAAUAAAGACAAAAAAAGUCGCGGAGAACAAGAAAAUCGAGACUGAAGCAAAAGAAAGCAAAAAAAUCGAGCUUGAAAAAGAGAGCAAAAAAGUAGAACCUGAAGCGAAGGAAAGCAAGAAGAUUGAAAAAGAACUGAAAGAAGUGAAAAAAGAGCCGAAGAAGGAAUCGAUUAAAACGGAAAAACCGGAGAAGCGUGAUGAAGAUGUGAAAAAGAUUGAUUUAAUCAAACAAGAAUCUGAUAAGAGCGCAUCGAAAGAACCCAAGGAACCUAAACCCAAAAUCGAGCCGAAAAAGAAAGAACCUAAAGAUAGCAAAUCUGUGAAGGCCGAAAUAAAGAAGAGCGAAGCAAUCACAAAGCCAAAACUCAGCGAGAAAAAAGUCAAACCUUCGGGCGCGGAGAAGAAGGAUGUCAUGAAGUCUUCCCCCACUACCCCAAAGAAGAUAGUAAACGGCACUGUUGCGAAGACAGAGAUAUCGAAGACCGUGCCAAAGGCAAAACCGGCGACGAAGGUUGUUUCAAGUCUUCCGGCUAAGAGCGCGAAAGAGGCCAACAACAGAAAAGUAGUGGAACAGAAGAAGUCCGAAGUCGAGAAGUCCACUGUGAAGGAAACCGCGGCCGCACCCGUCGUCAAGGUGUCGGCAAAACCAAAACCGAUGGACAGAAAACCGAUUAGUCGUCGUACAAAACCAGUUAGUCCGAGUAAAGCACGUAUGCCGGGCAGUCCGGCGAAAUCCACUCGCAGCACACCGACCACUUCUGUGAAAUCGGACAAAGACGGCGUCAUUCGUAAAGUCAAGGGCGAUAAAGGUACCACUGAUUCAUCCACAGUUUCUACUCCGUCUGGCAUAGAAGCCGAGGUCAUAAAGCCAAUUGAUAAAAGCUUAAUUGAACAAUCCGAAGAUAUUUCAUUGGAUUCAAUAGAAAGUAAAGUAUUGGCCGAUCUCAAAGAAGAGCGAGAAGUGGUCGAGGAAAUUGAAGCCGUUCUACAAAAGGCGGAGAUUGAGGAAACUCGAAAGAGUGAUCGUUUCGAGGGAGACGACGAGAUUACAGCUGAAGCUACUGACAAAAAAGAAGAGGAUAUCACGGAAGAGGAUGUUACAGCCGAAAUUGAGGAUAUACCGAAAAAAGAAAGUUCAAGGAAGGAAAGUCAGGAAUUAACCGAAGAAGACGAAUAUCUCAUUGUAGAAAAGGAGGAAGUCUACACGGAGGACUCUGCUCAAAGCGGCGAGGGCGAACAAAAGCAUGUACUUGACGAGGCCGAAUCAGAAAAGGCGAAGAUACUGAAAGAUAUGGAAGCGAUGAAAGAGAAAGGCGAGAAAGAAGAACCCGAGAAGGAAAAGGAUAAAAGUCCGGAAAAGAAAGUUGAACAGAUCGUAGACAAAGACGAGAAAGAAAGUGCCGAACUUCCUCCGGAACACAAAAAACAAUUACAAGAAGAAGUUAAAGAAAUAAUAGCUUCCGCGACCGAAAUCGUACAGAAAGCUGAGGAGAAAGACGAUUCCGGCAAAAAAGACAGUGAAGAAAUCACGAAAGAACCAUCUAGUCUAAGUCCGGAUAAAUUGGACUCAUCGGAGAAAAAGACAACUGAUACUGACAUAAAACCGGACGUCGAUCAGAAAGAACAUAUCCUUGAAAAGAUGGAAGAAUCUCAGGAACGAAUCUCGACGAUUGAAUCGGGAGCAACUACUACCGCUCCAACUUUGCCUGAAGACGAACGAAUACCUUUAGACGGCAUAAAAGAGGACAUUGAUGAGAAACACGUUAUAGAAGAAGUGAAAGAAAAGGACGCUCCUGUGAAAAUGAAAGAAGAAGUCAUUCCAGAAGCAAUAUCUACAGUUGUUAAACCGGAAGUAAAAGUAUUCGACGUUCGUCAGGCGAUGCAGAGUCUACAGAGAGACAUUGUUAAAACUCCCGACGAGGUUGCCGAUCUUCCAGUUCACGAGGAAGUCGAUCCUAAGCUCUACAGAAUGGAAGAUUUUGAGAAGGGUAAAGAAGAAAAGCCGUCGCCGUCACCGCAGGAGAUUAAAGAACCACCUACACCGCCAGUAAAAGAGCAGAAGGGUGUUUUUAGUUUCUUCGGCAAAGUAGCGGAUAAAUUUGAGAAAGGUAUCGAUAAAUUAACGAAAAAAACAAAGAAAGAGACCGAUAAGGAUUCUGAUGAUAAGUCUUCUUCAAAGUCUAGUUCUCCGAAGGAAACAAAGGUUCUCGAAAAGACGGUCUUGGAGGAAGUUGAUGUAGAGAAAAUGUUUCCUAAAGUCGGCAAACAUAUUGACAAGCCGGAGGUAUUCGAAGAGGUGAAACCCACUGUUGCUCAUGUAAAAGUAGCUGCCAUAAAGGAAACCGCGGCUUUCAUACAAGAAGAGAUAGACGCACACAGACAAAGUGUGCCAAACAUUGAAGAAAAAGUUCCAAUUGAUAAAUUAGAAGAGAUCAAAAAAGCAGAGGUCAAAGUUGAAGAAGCGUUACUUGCAAAGGAUAUUUCGCCGGCUCCGGUAUCACUGACGAAACCAAUCGAAGAUAAAGAUAUUGAAAAGGAGAUUGAACUUCUAAAAGAAGAAGGAGAAGAAGCGGAAGAAGUAAAAGCUCUUCUGGAAGAAAUUUCGAAUAAGUUCAAAACUGUGAAAGACAGCCUGAGAGAUUCCUUGGAGUCUUUAGAAGAGAAAAUUAAAGAGGAAGAACUAACUACAGAGAUGCAGCCAUCUGUCUUGAAGGAUGCGGUAAAAGAUACUUUAGAGGGAGUAGCAGAGAAGUUAGAAGAAAUAAAACCACAUAUCGAAACCCUCCCACCUGAAAUGAUAAAGGAACCGGAAAAAGUUAAGUUUGAUAUACCAAAGGAUGAAGAAUUCGAAGAGGAAUACGAAGAAGAACCAGAAGAAUCAUACAGAGAUGUGAAGGAAGCUGUCAGAGAUAUCGGAGAUGUUCUCGCAGGAACUGCCGGUAUCGACCUCGAAGCACCCAGAGAAAAACCUAAAGAUGUUAUGGAAAUCGUGAAGAAAGUUGCUGAAGUUCUUAAGGACGACGAUUUUCUUUCUGAAGAAACGUUAGUAGAUCAAGCUUCUAAGGAAGAAGAGAAACCGUCAGUUUCGACAGACAGAAAACCUUCGAAAGAAGACAUCUUAUCGAUUUCGUCAGAAAGAAAACUCUCGGUACCAAGUGAAAAGAUAUCUCCAGAGAAGAUUACUGAAGUAGAAGAAGAGAAAUCUAAACCAACUCACGAGGAGAUUGUUAUACCGAAGAAGGUCGGUAUUACCGAGGAGAUUCCAGUUCACGAAGAAAUCGAAGAAUUUAUCGAAGAACCACACAAAUCUUUGGCGCCGCAAGAAAAACCCGAAAUAAAAGAAGAGCCUUGCGUGAAAGUAGUGACAAAAAAAGAUGACUUAUCGUCACCUAAAAAAGAUGUUGCAAAAGACAAAAUAGACGCUCAAAAGAUUUGCGAGGAGAUGUUACAUGACGAUCAGCAUGUAUGUGACCAACACAAGAAACCAGCUGACAUUGAUACGUCUCAAACAGAUGUGCUCGAGGCUGGUAUCGAAAGCAUAUGCGUGAAGAAAGUGGCGAAACGGCCAUCUUUCGAAGAGCAAUUGGUGGAAGCCGAGAUAGAACAACCUGUGAUAGGCUUCGAACAAAAGGUUUCGCCGGCAAAGGCAGAGAUAGUAAUGGUGACGCCAGGUUCUACGCCAACUUCGCCGAAGUUCACAGAUAAGUUGCACGGACAAGAAUUGGACGUUGGUUCUCAAGAGCUUCCCAAGUUACCAGAAGAAGUCAAACAAAUCCUCACCAAGGAAGUGCCAGUCGAAAAAAUAAUCGAGGAAUUGAUCAUUACAAAGAAAAAAAAGAUUACUAUCGAAGUGAUCGAGUACAUUACUAUAGUGAAGCGCAUUCCGAAAGAACGCGUGGUUUAUAUUAUUGAGGAAAUUAUUGUAAAGAAAGGAUUACGUAAAGAAAGUGUGGUAGACGAUCCUGAAAUUCUCAAACUGAAAGAAUCUAUAACACCUGAAAAGAGAAUGGAAAUUGAAGAGUACAUUGUUAAUGAAUACAUUGUGAAGGGAAAACGAAUUACCAUAGAGGUGGUCGAGGAAAUUUCCAUUAAGAAAGUUGUGCCCAAGACAAUUGUCAUUGAAAUUAUUGAAGAGAUCAUUGUGAAGAGAAAGAUCGCCAGGCAUAUGGUACUAGAUGUUCCCGAAGAAGUAUUGUCGCAAAUAAUUAAAGAAGAAUUACCAGAAGAAGAAUUGCCAGAAGUAUCAGAAGCGGAAGAUCAAGUGACAUCAAAAGUAGACAUAACCGCAAAACGAGAAUCGAUAACUAAAGUUAGUUCUCCAACCGAAAUAUCAGAAAUGCUCAAAAAGACGCCUGAGGACGAGAAGGAAAAAGAGAUACCAAAAGUAGAAGAUGAGAAGCGAAAAUCAGUUGCUGAAGUUCCUAGCGCAGAGAUUCUAAAAACACAAGAGUUGGUAACUCCGGAAAAAAGAAAAGAAGUUGAAGAAUAUAUUGUAAACGAAUACGUUACCAAAGGAAAUAGUAUUAACAUUCAAAAACUCGAAGAAAUUUGUGGCAAAAAAGAGGUGCCUAAAAGAAUCAUUAUUGAAAUUAUCGAAGAAAUUAUUAUUAAAAGAAAAAUGCCAAGGCAUGUAGUAAUAAGUUUAACCGAAGAAGAAUUGUCACGUGCAAUUAAAGAAGAAGCUAUUUCCGAGUCGGAAGUUACGGUAGAAAAGAGAAAAUCGAUCGCUGAAGUACCUAGUUCUAUAGAAGAAAAAGAAUCUCCACUUCAAUUAAAAAAAGAUAAAAAGGAGGCGAUAUCUGAUCAAGAAAUUGCCGAAGAAUUGUCAGUUGAAGAAGAAGAUAUUGAGGAAGAAGUAGAUGGUUUUGUCAGUAUACCUAGACGGAUUUCCGAUGAGAAAGUCGACGCAAAGAAAAAGAUCUCACCUGUCAAAGGAGACGUUUCACCCAUAGCUGCAAAAGAACACGAAAAAGAUGUACUAGACGAUUUCGAAGCCGUCGAACAGGAAUAUAAAGUACGCGAUGUACCAGUCACAUCUCCUGAGAAAGCAGACGAGAUAAGGGAGAAAGAAGAUGUUGAAGAAGCUGUAGAAGAUACUACGAGUGACGUGAUUGAAGCGGACGAGAAGUUUGUGCAAGAAACAAAAGAAAAAAUAGGCAAAGAAGAGCUUCAACCUGACACGGCAAAAGAUUUUAAACCUGAUAAGAAACGAGAACUCGAGGAACUAGAAACAUCCGAAGUAUCAGAAAUUGUUGACACUACUGAAAAGUACUUAGACGAAGCUAAAGAAAAAACAGAUGACAGUAUUCUGAAACAAACCGUUACAAAACCAUCAGUGUCACUAGUUUCUGAUAAAGCAGAGGAACCUCUAAGUGAAAAAGCAGACGAAUUGAAGGAAGCAGAAGAAAAGAAAAUAUCCGAAGAUGUUAUCGAAAAACGAGCGUCAAUCGAUGCAGCUGCUAUACCUGAAGCAAAGUCGAAAACAAUAUCACCAGUUUCUGAUAAAUCAGAGAAACCUCUAAGUGAAGAAGCAGACGAAUCGAAAGAAGCAGAAGAGAAGAAAAUACCCGACGUUAUUAUCGACAAACGACCGUCUGUCGAUGCAGCUGCUAUACCUGAAGCAAAAUCGAAAACAGUNUCACCGGUUUCUGAUGAACCAGAGAAACCUCUAAGUGAAAAAGCAGACGAAUUGAAAGAAGCAGAAGAGAAGAAAAUCCCCGAAGUUAUUAUCGACAAACGACCGUCUGUCGAUGCAGCUGCUAUACCUGAAGCUAAAUCGACUGCGCCGAGUACAGAGAAAGUCGAUGAGAAGGCUGUGACAGAUGAGACAAAAAAAAUUGAGCCUAUGAUCAAAGAAAAAGUAGAAGAGCCACAACUUAUCGAAAAAGUUCCUGAAAAAGUUUCCAAAGAAAUCAAGUCAGAAACAAAACUUGCAGAUGCAACAGGCUUUUCGUUUGAACCAAAAACAGACUUACAUGAAGAUGAUAAAAAAUUCAAGCAAUUAGACACUACAGAGAUUAAAGAAACUCCGGUAGUUAAAGAAGAAGAAACUCCCGAAGAAAUUCCCGAAGAAGCUGCACGUAGAAAGAGAAGUAUAUUAAAAGACGCGGAAGAUGAAAUAGUACAAACAAAGGACGAGAUUGAAAAGCCUAAAAUUGAAAAAUUAACAGAUGAACCUGUAAAAGAUGACACUAGUACUGUAAAAAGAAUGUUAGUCACAGCAAGUAGCGAAGAUGGCAGAGAAGAAACAGAAAUUUGUGCAACUGGUACUAUAACUUUCACGAAGACUGUCACUCCGGACGACUCACUUAAGGACGUAUCAAUCAAAUCCACACCAGAUAAAGAUUCUUUAUUGUUAGAGAUUACCGUCAAAUCCACACAAGAUAAAGAUUCGUCACACUCAAGCAUGAGUACUCCUCGAGAUAGUAUUUCCGAUAAAUCUGCACCUGAGGGUAAAGAUAAAAUUACUUCCGAAGAUAGUUUAGAUAAAUCACCUGUCGGUACUCGCGAUUCGCAAGAUCUCGAAGACAGUUUAGAAAAAUCAGAUUUCCGUAAGUCAAAGGAUGCUGAAAUAUUGUCAAUUGAUGAUGACAAAGAAAAAGUACCAGAAAAGUCGGAAGAGGCUGUAAAACCAAAAUCUCCCAUAGAAAAAGAAGAUUCAAAGGCACCAGUUGUAGUUGAUAAAGAUAAAUCACCUGAAUCACCGAAAAGCCCUGUAGAAAAAGUCGAAAAACCAAAAUCUCCUUUAUCAUGUGAACAGACAAUGAAAACUGAUGAAAUAGUUUCCACGAAGACAAUUGAUACACUUUUAGAAGAAAAAUCGCCGCUCGAUGUGAUACCCGAAGACACCCAAAAGUCAAAAUCAUCUAUUCAUUUACCAGCUGAAAAAGUUCUAGUAGAAUCAGCUGAAAAACCAAAACUUCCAAUUGAAAUGCUUUCUGAAAAAGAAGGAACUGAUGUUUCAAAGACACCUGAAUCACUUCAUUCAGAAGACGUUUCACCAGCCGAAACAAUUUUCUCAAAAUCUCCCACAGACAAACCUGAAAUGUAUAUUGCAAAAACACCUAUUGACGAAGAAGACGUUGCUCUCGAAGCGGUUGCUGAAAAAUCACCUGUUAAAGAAGCUAAAUCAAUCACGGAUAAAGAUAUACCGAUAUCUACGGAAAAAGAAAAAGCACCGAGUCCGGAAAAAGAUGAUCAAAGACCAGAAAAGCUCGACGCGAAAGAUAUCAGUCCUAAACCCACAUCGCCUAUUGUUGCUACCAGUGCAUUGGAUGAGAAAGGUUUGGAUACUGCUUUAAUCGAGAAAUCAAGAUCGCCAAGUAUAAGCAGCGAAAAAGAAAUAUCUGUACGUUCGAAAUCUCCUAGUAUCGCAGAUGAUAAAUCAAUGCAAGCUGAUCACUUGCUAGCUCAUCCUGACGAAGAAUCAUUAAACAUCGUAGUUAAUGUAAAAGUAGAUCUAAAACUCACUGAACUAGAAGACAAAGAUGCAAGCAAAUCCAGUUCACCAAGCAUAGCGACUGACAAACUUCCUGAAGAAGUUGUGGAGGAUAAACGUCCUAGCAUAGUGGAAAAAGAAAUUAUUGAGCAACUUGUCGAACCAAAGUCUAGUAUUGUCAGUGACAAAGAAGAAAAAGAAGAUGCAAUCGAUAAGUCUAGAUCUUCAAGCAUCGGCGAACUGGUCGAUAAAGAUGUAUCUGAACGAAGAAAGUCUUCUAUUACCACUACUAAAGUUGAAGAAGAAAAAUCAGUUGAAAAAUCACGAUCGCCUAGUAUUACCGAAGAGAAACAAACUGAGAAGAUAACUGACGCUAAAUUAAUACCCAAAGAAAUUGAUGAAAAACCGAAGGAAACAAAAGAAGAGGUUAAACAACCAGAAAAACUCGAUGAAAAAGAACCAGUAGAUAAAUCUAGAUCUGCAAGCCUUGUUGGUGAGAAAUCUGACGAUAUUAAAUCUUUAGAUAAAUCUCCUCCAAGCGAUAAAGCCGAAGAAAAAGAAACUGAAAAAACAACAUUGCCUAUUCUCGAGAGUGUACAUGAUGAAAAGGGACCAAUUGACAAAGCUAGAUCUCCAAGCGCGAUCAGCGAUAAAUCCGAUGAAGAGAAAGAAGCCGAUCGUUCAAAAUCACCCAGCUUAGGUGAGGACAAACUGGAUCGUCAAGACGUGACGGAACAUUAUUUAGAAAAACCAAAAUCUCCUAUUUUUGAUAGGCCACAAUCGCCUAAAGUUAUUGAUAAGACUGAAGAACCACAUGAUAAAGAUAGAUCCCCCAGUGUAGUUAGUGAUAAAUCAGAUAGUAAAAAAGUAAGUGAUCGUUCUAGAUCACCAAGCAUUUCUGUAGAAAAAGUAGAUCUCAAAGAUAUGGACCUAUCUGUCGAAAGAACCCGAUCGCCUAGCAUUAAGGACGAUAAACUGGAACAGCUUCCAGUAUCAAAAUCACCUACUGCACUACAGUUUGCGGAGCAACCGGUUGACAAGUCAAGAUCGUCUAGCGUGGUGAGCAUUUCUGGCGAUCAAAAGGAUUCUGCAGGCAAAUCUCUUAGUAUUACAGAUGACAAGUCAGACCUCAAAGGCGAUACAGAACAAUUAAGUGAGAAGCUAAAAUCUAGCGAUCAGAAAGAAGAACCUGCAGAUCGCUCGAAAUCACCGAGUGUGAGUGGAGAAAAGCCAGAUUUAAAAGACGUUACAGAACCACCAACAGAAAAAUCAAGAUCAGCUAGUGUUAUUAGUGUCUCAGGAGAUCAAAAAGAACACUUUGAUCGUUCAAAAUCACCGAGUAUUGCUGGAGAAAAAUUAGAUUUGAAGGACGUUGCGGAACAACUCGAUGAAAAAUCGAGAUCACCUAGUGUUGUUAGUGUCUCAACAGAUCAGAAAGAACAAUUUGAUCGUUCGAAGUCACCGAGUGUUGCUGGAGAAAAACCGGAUUUGAAAGACGUUGCGGAACAACCCGAUGAAAAAUCGAGAUCACCUAGUGUUGUUAGUAUUUCAGCAGAUCAAAAAGAACAAUCUGAUCAUUCAAAAUCACCGAGUGUUGCUGGAGAAAAACCGGAUUUGAAAGACGUUGCGGAACAGCCCGAUAAAAAAUCACCUAGUGCGAGUGAUCUGAAAGAACCUGGAGAUCAAUCAAAGUCGCCGAGCAUUGCUGAAGAAAAGCCAACUGAGAAAGAUACACUAGAGGCGAGGACUGAAAAAUCCAGAUCUUCUAGCGUUGUAAGCAUCGGGGAACAGAAAGAAAUCGAUCGCUCGAAAUCACCGAGUGUUAUUAGUGAAACACCGGAUUUGAAGGACGUUGCAGAUCAGCAAGUCGAAAAAUCAAAGAAAACCACUGAUGAACAGAAAACUCCCGGUAUUCAACAAGAACCAAUCGACAGAAGCAAAUCGCCGAGCGCGAGUGAAAAAUUGGACGACAAAAAAUCAACCGAUGAUUCGAAAUCGUCAAGCUUAUCCGGAGAUAAAUCUGAUUUGACAGACAUUACAGAAGAACCCUUGGAUAAAUCUAAGUCACCUAGUAUUACGAGCAUUGCAUCAGAUCGGAAGGAAUCAAUAGAUAAAGUAAAAUUGCUGACGGUUCUGGAUAAGAAAGAAGAAGUCGAUAAAAGUCUAUCGCCAAGUGUGGCUAGCGAUCAGUCGGAAGAGGCAAAAUCGGCAGUUAGUUCUAAACCGGCAAGCGUCGCUGGAGAUACAGUGGACUUGAAGGACGUAUCGGAGAUACCAAUUGAUAAAUCUAGAUCGCCGAGUGUUAUAAGCACGAGUGACCAAAAGGAACCAAUUGAGAAACCAACGUCACCUACAGCUCCACAUAAGAUUGAAGAGCCACACGACAGAAGCAAAUCACCGAGCGUGGCGAGUGAAAAAUCUGACGAGAAGAAAUCUGUCGACGGUUCAAGAGCAACUAGUGUUACUGAAGAGAAACCAGAUCUCAAAGAUGUAAUAGAAUCACCGGCUGAUAAAUCCAGAAAGUCUAGUGCUGUGAGCAUCACGACUGAGAAAGCGGAACCGUUUGAGAAAUCAAUAUCACCUACUGUCUCAGAUCAAUUGGAGCCGCUUGGUGAUCGAAGCAAAUUUUCUAUCUCUCCUAGCGAUAAAUCCGAUGAAAAAGAUGAUAAGACCAGUACCAAAGAUUUUUACGAAGAUGCUAUUGAUAAAUCACCGAGUUUCACCGAUAUGAAAAUGCCGGAUAAGAAACACGCUGAAGAAGAAUCUUCGACAGCUUCCAAAGAUUUGGACAUAAAACAAGACGAUACUGUUUUAUCAUCACACGACAAAUCGCGAUCUCCAAGCAUCGUUCUUGAUAAGCCAGAUGACAAAACAUCAUUAGAAAAAGUAGAUAUUGAUGGAUUAAAAACAUCUGCUGUAACUGAGGAGUUGGCUGUAACAGAUAAAACGAGAUCGUUGAGUAUUAUCAGCGACAAAACGGAACCGAAAUCACCAUCCGAAGUCUCGAGAUCGCCAAGCUUAAUUGAUGACAAGAUUGAUCUGAAAGAUAAAUCUCGAUCGUCCAGUAUUGCAAGCGGAAAACUUGACGACAUUGACAAAGUUUCGUUACAAGAAGCAAAAACAACUGAGCGAUCAUUGUCAUCGAGUUUGCAAGCUGGACAAAUUCCGGCAAGUGAAUCUGCUAAAUCGGAAGCCAGUUCGCCAGUGGACAAAGUUCCAAAAGACAGAUCGCGUUCGCAGAGCGUUUUCGAUGUCGGAGAGAAGAUACCGGCCAGAACAUCUAGUUUAUUCGAGGAUAAACCAACAGAAAAGGCGAUUUCUCCGGAAGAAAAGGAUACUUCCGAGCACACCGGAGAACCACUUGAUGAACAAGAGGAACAUAAGAGCCCAACGAAGAGUCCCGUAACUUCUGUCGAAACAAUCGAGAAAGAAAUGCAAAAGAUUCGCGAGAAGCGAUUUGCUGAGUUUGAAGAACCACAUGCAGUACAGUCGAGCAAAGUGGAGAAAUCCUACGACGUAGAAGAAGAUAUUGUUAAAAUAACAGCCGAGAAGAAGGCGGAUAUUGAAAAGUAUAUUUUGGAAGAGUUUAUUGUGAAGAAAAAGAAGAUUAAUUCAAUAAUAAUUGAGAAAUUGGUUAUGACAUAUGUAGUGCCGCAGUUUAUAGUAAUGGAAAUAAUAGAAGAUCUCAUCAGCCGAGAAAAUGUAUCCAGAAACGCUGUCUUUGACUUCACUGAUGAAGAAUUAUCUAAACACGAGAAAGAAUCCAAAGAAACAGUAACGACGGAGAAGAGAGCAGAUGUAGAAAAGUAUAUAAACGAAGAAUAUAUCGCGAAGAAAAAGAAAAUUACGCCGGUGGUGUUGGAAGAAAUAGUCAUUCUCAAAGCUGUGCCGCGAUAUAUUCUCAUUACGAUUAUCGAAGAAAUUAUUGUGAAAAAACAAAUAUCUAGGAAUACCAUAAUUGAAGGUGAUUUAGAAGCCAGAGCAAAAAGUCCAGACGAGAUAAAAGAGCAAUCCAGUAUACCGACCAGUGUGGAUUUGAAAAGAUCUAGUAUCACUCCGGAGUAUCCUCAGAGUCACGAAAAAGAAAGUGACACUACAAAAGAUGAAAGUUCCGACGGCAAAGUAUCUCCCGCGGGUAGCGAUCGAUACAGCAAAGACGCACCUUCUGCUAGUCCGAGUCUCAGUCCAGAACCUGUUCCUUCUGACAAAUCAACUCGGGGCAGCCCACCAUUAUGGGAACAGUAUAAACACGACGAAUUUACGAUGAAAGAAAAGAAAAUAGAAAUUGAAAAUCUUUUGGAAAAAACUGUGGAAAAGUGUAUAUCUAAGAAAGAGAAGAUUACACAAGAAAUGAUUAGAGAAAUAAUCGAUAGCGCUUUUCCUUUAUCCAGAUAUAUCAUUUUCGAGAUCUUGAACAAUAUCUUAAUUAAGUUGAAAAUCUCGAAAGAAUCCGUGCUCGACGAAGAAGUUAUACUUCUCGAUAGAUAUGAAGCGCGGGAAGAUGUACGUGGUAUUCAUCGUGAUGAUUAUGAUGGUAAUCGCUAUGAUUAUGAUAAUGACUACGAUGACCUGGAACAUGACGCCAGAAAAUCCUCGAUGGGCGUGGACAUGUACGCAGAAUCGAGUGAACGACAGGACAAGUCUGUUACCGAUUAUCCAAUGGAUUACGAGAGCCAAUUCCACAAAGCUUUCGUCAGUGGUAUGACAGAGAUGCGAACGACGCACAUAACUACACUUUCUGGUAAAUCAACGCCAGAAUAUGCUGAUGGAGCAUCCGGUAAAUUACCUGAACAUACACUGACCACAACUCAUAUAACGAAAACGGAUAUCGACGAUUUGAAAACUGCACAACCUAUGCAAACUGUCAUACUUAGAGAGAGCAAAAUUGCGGAACCUCAUCUUCCAGAGGAAAGUGCGAAAGAUGACGAUAAAGUUACGGAAACUAUAAAACGAGACGUUGUCGAUACAAAAGAAACUGCGGAAAUCUCAACAGGAGAAUCUUCCAAAGAAAAACCGGAAUCGCAAACUGUUGAAAAGGAAGCAACAUCAGAGAAAUCUGAUUCUACGGCUGAAUCUACUGGCGAAGUUAUUGUAAUUAAAAAAAUAGUCAAACGCGAAGUGAUUGAAGGCGAAGAACCCGAGAAAGUAACUAAAGUGGUACAAGAAAUAGUCGAAGAUGCUCCGGAAACGAUUACCAAGAUUAUCAAACGGGAGACUGUUGAACCGGAUGACAAGCCGGAAGUAGUCACUAAAGUCAUUAAACGGGAGAUCAUUGAGCAGGAUGAACCUGAAGUAAUUACAAAAGUAAUUAGACGCGAAAUUAUCGUUCCUGAUGAAGAACCAGGUGAUUCCAAAGAAGAUUCCGGUGAAUUUGUGAAGACAAUUACAACAAAAACAACGAGAACGAUCGUGACGGAGGAAUUACCAGAUGCCGAACUUUUGCAAACCGAUCCUUCAAAAAUUUACACAGAUCCUACUUCAGGCGCAACUUACAGAGUUGUGAGCGACGAAGGAGCAUCUGAUACAACAAGCAGCGCCGAUGUGAAGCGAAUUGUGACGACAGUAACUACAAUUACCGGUCCUGAUGGCAAAAUUACCACGAAGAAAGACGUGAAGGAGAGCACUGACACUGUGGACAGCGAAGAAAUGUUGGAAAAAUUGAUUGACUCGAGCAAGAUCACAACAGAAACCACCAAGUCUGCGGAAAAGAUCAUCAAGGAAACCAUCACUACUGCAACAUCAGGCACUUCGACACCUGACGUGAAAACCUUCUACGAUUCCGGCAAAUCGACACCGGAUCUCAAGGAAGACAAAUUUGACUCCACGGGAAAAGAUCGCUUAGGCGCGGAAAAAUUCGAACCUCCGGUUUCUCCCUUGGUGCGAGAUAUAAUAUCCGACGAUAAGAGUUAUUCAGGCAAAUCCUCGCCCGAUAUAUCGUUGCCUAAAGACAUCGUAUUUAGCGGUUCAACCGGUAAAUCCACACCAGAAAUUCCAAUGUCGCCAUUGAUCAGAGACGGUGCUGCGGUGCAACCUCAAGUGUCAGGAAGAUCGACACCUGACAUAAGAUCCGAAGGUCGAUUAUCUAGCACACCAGAAGGAUUAAAAUCGGGUGAAAUGAUUCGAACCAUAAUUACAACUACCAAGACGAUAUCUGACGAGGGUGAAAUAGUGACAACCACUAGAGAGGUUACGGAAACGACGAAUGAAAAAGGUGAGACAGUUAUACUGGCGGAGAAAACCGACGUGAAAGUGGACGAACGUCUGUCGAGCAAGGAUGCGGAGAGCGCCAUCAGCGAUAUUAUUGGCAGCAUCAAGUCCUCGGAGAUGCAACGUACUGGUAGUGCUGCAUCCGAUGACGCGGCCAGCGAGAAAGAUCGCAGUAGUCCGUUGAGCGAGCAGAGCAGCGCGCGAAGCAAAGCUCCUCACACGUUGGGUAGCAGUGAAGAACGGCACACCUAUUCCGACGACGAGCCACCCAGCUCACCUCUGUCCUCAACUUCACAAGUGGGAUAUUCGCCGCAGGCCACACGUCGCCUUGAUCCGGGAUCCGACAAGGAGGAGGAACAGAAGCAGGUCGAGUUCUCGACGGCCGCGAUGAGCAGCAGCUUCUACGGCGAGUUGCCGGCGGUACCGCCUCAAAUGUCCGCUAUGAAGACCUUCCACGAGGAGACUGGCAUACAGCAAAAGAGCAGCGAUCCCAUUCCCAUUCACAGUCGUUUCACGGUUGAGAAAGAAUUUGUCGGUUACGGUGAGAAACCAGACGCCAAAAAAUAUGUUGACGAGGCCGAUCUCGAUUUCGACAAAGCUCUGAUGGAACACAAAGAGAUGAAGGAGGCAAGCGAUGCUUUAAGUAGCGGUAUAUCACCUAGGUAUACGAACGGCAGUCUUCGACACGAAUCGAGCGAUUCAAAAGAUCAUCCGUCAUCUUCUUUUCGGGAUGACACUAAAGAUGACUCAAAAGGCGACUCGAAGAAGGAUCCUUUGGAGGGAUGGGGAACUCCUCUCGGACUGCCGUCUCCGAAACCUCCAAGAAAAUUUAACCUAAAGAAUUCUGCUCAAUCUCAACCAUCGUGCUCAAGCGAAUCAACUUCUGAUACUCUUAACUUCGACGUCGCAAAAGAAUGGGGAGAACCUCUUAGACUGCCAUCUCCCGCACCGGUGACCAAUGAGAUUUCGAAUAAAGGAACACCGGGGACACCGAAGAAAGAGCGAAAACAGGCGAAGAAAGUUCAGUCGGAGAAUAUCAAGAAUAAGAAACGCUCGGAGAGUCCCAGCAAGAAUGAGAAGAAGAUAAAAGAUUCGAAGAACAAAAUUCAACCUGUCUAUAUGGAUCUAGCUUAUGUGCCGCAUCAUGGAAAUUCCUACUACACGUCCUUGGAUUUCUUUAAGAGAGUGCGAGCAAGAUAUUAUGUCUUCAGCGGCACUGAGCCCAGCCGAGAGGUCUAUGACGCUCUACUGGAAGCUAAGAAGACUUGGGAGGACAAAGAUCUCGAGGUAACCAUGAUUCCGACCUAUGACACUGAUACUCUGGGAUACUGGGUUGCCGACAACGAGGAGGCGCUCGCGGCGAAUCACAUAGACCUGUCACCGUCCGCGUCCCGAUGCACUAUCAAUCUCCAGGAUCACGAGACUAGCUGCAGCGCCUACAGGCUCGAGUUCUAGGGAUUGGCAGCCUGCUCAGCCGUAAUAGUCGAGUUCUGAGCGGCGUCCGGGAACACGUCAUCAUUCCGUUUUUGGACCCAUUCCUAUAUAAAAAGAAAAAACAAAAAGGAAGAAAGGUUGUGCGCAGGCCAACCUACCGUCCCGUCAGGUUGAUUUCCUGACUUCCUUCUAACAGAUUGAGAACAAACACAAACGGCAUUUCGAAUAUCUUUGAAAUACCUUCGUGGUAGCGGCCUAUAGCAGGACCCUAGACAUUCUAACCGAACAAUGUAGAGAUUGUCCCAAAUAAGACUUUCGAUCACGCUUGGUCUCGGAGUGAGACUUUUUAACCUAAGUUAAGUCGUUUUUUCCAGUAUUUCUUCGUGAGAAAAUGGUGCGACAAGAAUCAAGAAAUAGAUAGGAAUUUUUCUUUGCCCACGAAUACAAGGUAUAUAAAUUGAUUAAUUACUUAUUCUAAGAAGCCGUGUUUAUUGAUAGAGAAUUCUUCACAUUCGACUGCGAGACUCACGUUGUAUUGAAUAACAGUAACGUCCAAUAGUGUCGGUCAUUGGUAACUAAAAAAUGUAUGUAUGUAUUUCUAUACUUUUUGCACUGUUCGCAGCAUCGAUAGAUGUGCGAGUGGCGCUUGUUACCUAAUUACUGCUCAAAUCGAGAACAAGUCCAAAGUACACUCGUUCUCACGAAAGUUUUGCGCCAAGAAGGACGACGAUCACAACGUUGUUCGCACGUAUUCAUGUACUGUUGAUCAAUCGCGAAUUAACGACGACACGAAAGUACCGCAGCCUGGGACAAUCUGUACUUAGUUAUCGAGUAAAAAAAAGUUGACUAUAAGAUAUUCUAAUUUCUGAUCCGCGUGAUUCAGGCGGGCCGAGAACGAUCACAAUAUCACUUCCGACGCGAGAGACCUCCUCGUCCCACCUUUUCCUCAAUUAAGCAGAUUAAAAUAAAAAAAAAAAAAACUUUUAAUAUCUUUGACACAGCUGCCGCUUUAAAAGCACCGCGUAGAAUUCAGUGUAUCAGUUUAAACAAAAAUGCAAAGACAAAGAAACGAGAGAAGAAAAAUACCACGAAACAUUUUACCCCGAGAAGAUACAUCGCGAACGGAAUGCGCGCUUGAAUGACGCGCUCAUAUAUCGAGGACGAGAAGAUCCGAUUGAUCAGUGAUGAUGAUCGGCGGAUCAUCGUUCUCAAACAGACACGCGAAAUGAGGAUCGAAGUGAAUGAUCCACAUUACCUUCGAAACAUUAUCCUUCAUUGUUAAAUGAUUCCCUUUCUCGUCGUACAUGUCUAUUCGUGCGUAGGUAAAAAAAAACAACGGUUAAAAAUCCGUCGGGAAGUACUAGGAUAGGAUACAAUUAUCUGUAUCGUGUUUCUAUAUCGUAGAGAAUAGAGAUUACGAGAGCCGGUGAUUGUGUGGCAGAUUCCCAUUUGCUCCGUCGUCUUGAGAUCCGCGCGGACGAUGCAAGCCAAACGUUAUAUAUAAUCGAAGAGAGUCUGACGAGAGGUUAAUUUUUCUCAAACGAAGCAAUCUGAGAAAUGUUAUGAUUGAUGAUAAUGAUGAUACAUCUCGAAACGUCCAUCCGACGGAAUACCAGUCCAGCUUUUAUUGUUUCUUUAGAACGGAGGAGAUCUUUGUGUUUCCUGAAAUAGCGACGCGAAUGUAUAACCUCAGAGAACAGUGAUCGUUAGAAUUUUUGAAAACGUUGAUUUUUAUUUGAGAUCUUUGUGGACGAUGACGUUGUCUUCGUGAAAUAAAGAGAAGCUCAGCUUGCGCAUGUGACUACGACUGCGCCACAAUUUCUACAAGAAUUAAUAUCAAAUUUCAUCAGCCAACAGUACGAAAGAGACUUUAUGACACCUAAGUCACUGUAGCGCCUCACAAACAAGUUUGCAAUCGUUAGAUAUUGCGAGGAAGCUUCCUCGAAGAAAAGAAAAAGACAGUUAAAGAAUUUUCUCUAAAAAAAAAAA